Messenger RNA from Alternaria metachromatica, 654 nucleotides. RefSeq lists its product as uncharacterized. Lineage: Eukaryota; Fungi; Ascomycota; Dothideomycetes; Pleosporales; Pleosporaceae. The coding region runs from base 1 to 654 and encodes 217 amino acids. The transcript is spliced from 2 exons. The record is from RefSeq and is a predicted model, not a curated record.
AUGGUUACGGAAGAGUCCGUCGAGGCUGUCGUUCAACAAGCCGCGUCACGCUUCGCUCGUAUCGAUUUCGUCAUUCUGAAUGCCGGCUUCGGUGGGCCCAUGGGCGGCAGUCCCGACACGGCACCCGCCGCAUUCGAUACCCACCUCAAGGAACACGUGACUGGUAUCUGGCUCUGGCAUCGGGCCGGGAUACGGCAAAUGCUGCGGCAGGAGCCGCGCGACUCGCGAUAUGGCCGUGGCAGUAUCGUGCAUGUCUGCUCAGUGCAUGCCUUUGCCGCUUCACCCCCUCAAGUCGCUGCUGGUGCAUAUGUAGCGGGUCGACAUGCUAUCCUCGGUCUGACACGUUCUGAGGGCGUGCUGUAUGCACCCCAGCAGAUUCGUAUCAAUGCGCUCUGCCCUGGGUACAUCAUGUCGCCGCUCAUCGCGUCCUCGGAACAGACCAAGGCUUUCAUCGAUAACCUCGUGCGAGAGCGUGUGCCUGCAGGCCGGCUGGGAGAUGCUGAAGAGGUUGCUGAUGCUGUUGUGUUCUUGGCUGGGCCCAUGAGCAGCUACAUGUUUGGUCAGUCAUUGGUACUGGAUGGGUAUGUAUUGUUCAAUCUUUACGUGAGAAACCAUGAAGCGCUGACUGGUGAUAGGGGCUAUUUGGCUCAGUGA